AUGUCAAAGGUUGAAGAAACUGUGGAGAAGGUAUCUCAAAAUUCUUCCGCCUACGUCGAGUCUGGCGAAGUCUACGAACCAACCGGUUCUGCUCCAAAGACUGGAAAAUGGCAAUCAUUCAAGGAAUCUUUCAGGCCUGCUGAUUUUGGCGACAUUGACCCAAAUCUCAGUGAUGCCGAAAAGGCUGCUAUUGCCACUGCCAACUCUCCUUUGAGUAGAUCGUUGAAAGGACGUCACUUGCAGAUGAUUGCCAUUGGAGGCUCCAUUGGUACUGGUCUCUUCGUUGGAUCUGGAACUGCCCUUAGAACUGGAGGACCGGCCGGUGUUCUUAUCGGUUGGAUUCUGGUAGGAACCAUGAUCUACUGUACCGUCCAGGCACUUGGUGAACUGGCUGUCACUUUCCCUGUUUCUGGUGGUUUCUCUACAUACUCUACUCGUUUUAUCGACCCUUCGUGGGGAUUUGCUAUGGGUUACAACUACGCUCUCCAAUGGCUAGUUGUUUUACCUCUGGAACUGGUUGCUGCUUCUAUUGUACUGAAAUACUGGCCUGGGGCUAAAAAAGUAAACUCAGAUGCUUUUGUGGUGAUAUUUUACGUUCUAAUUCUGGCUAUCAACUUUUUCGGUGUCAAGGGCUACGGUGAGGCAGAGUUUGUAUUCUCCAUCAUCAAGGUGCUUGCUAUCGUUGGAUUUAUCAUUCUGGGAAUCAUACUGUGUGCCGGUGGAGGUCCAGUCGGUGGUUACAUCGGUGGUAAGUACUGGCACAAUCCAGGUGCUUUUGCCGCUGGUUUCAAGGGUGUUUGCUCUGUCUUCGUGACAGCUGCCUUCUCCUUUGCUGGUACCGAAUUGGUUGGUCUUGCUGCUGCCGAGUCUGCCAACCCAAGAAAGACUUUGCCAAGUGCCACCAAGCAAGUGUUCUGGAGAAUCACCCUUUUCUACAUCAUUUCGCUCACUCUGAUCGGAUUGCUCGUUCCAUACACAUCCGACCAGCUCAUUGGUGCUUCUUCCUACGAUGCCUCCGCUUCUCCUUUCGUCAUUGCUAUCAAGAAUGCUGGUAUCUCUGGACUUCCAUCUGUCAUGAACGUUGUCAUUCUGGUUGCCGUUCUUUCUGUCGGAAACUCGUCUGUUUACGGUUGCUCCCGUACACUUGCUGCCCUCGCCCACCAAGGUCUGGCCCCUAAGGUUGUUGGUUACAUCGACAGAGAAGGAAGACCUUUGGUUGGUAUUCUGAUCACCAUGGUGUUUGGUCUUCUGUGUUUCAUUGCUGCUUCGCCAAAGGAGGGCGAUGUCUUCACCUGGUUGCUUGCGUUGUCCGGUCUUUCUUCUGUCUUUACAUGGGGUUCCAUCUGUUUCUGCCACAUCAGAUUCAGAUCUGCUCUUUACUCCAAGGGCCGUGGCCUUGAUGAGCUUCCUUUCACCGCACAGGCCGGUAUCUGGGGUUCCUGGUACGGAUUUUUGCUUAACGUUCUGAUCUUGAUUGCUCAGUUCUGGGUUGCCCUCUGGCCUAUUGGAGCCUCUCCAGAUGCCGAGGUGUUCUUUGAGUCAUACCUUGCUGCUCCAGUCGUGUUGGUGUUCUACAUUUUCCACAAGCUCUGGAAGAAGAACUGGAAAUUGUACGUCACCAACGACGAGAUGGACAUUGACAGCGGCAGAAGAGAGGUUGACCUUGAUCUGCUCAAACAGGAGGUGGCCGAGGAGAAGGCCUUUAUUGCCUCCAAGCCAUUCUACUACAGAGCCUACAAGUUCUGGUGUUAG
Kuraishia capsulata CBS 1993 is the source of this 1752-nucleotide messenger RNA. RefSeq lists its product as uncharacterized. Gene Ontology annotation, molecular function: amino acid transmembrane transporter activity. The transcript has a single exon. The record is from RefSeq and is a predicted model, not a curated record. The coding region runs from base 1 to 1752 and encodes 583 amino acids. Gene Ontology annotation, biological process: amino acid transmembrane transport. NCBI's taxonomy places the organism in Eukaryota, Fungi, Ascomycota, Pichiomycetes, Pichiales, Pichiaceae. Gene Ontology annotation, cellular component: membrane.